CUGGGCUACGCCACGACAGCCAAAAACAUAGGCAUCCCGGCGUUGGUGGAAAGCCUCCAAGGCCGCAGACGCGUCAAACAGAUCGCGUGCGGCGCAUCCUCAACCUACCAGCUUCUCGAGAACGGCGAGUGCUACGCAUGGGGUGUUUUACCGGGUGCGCUGGUGCAUUCGACGACGUCGCGCCAGAUCCCGCAGUUGACUGGUAAAGUGGCCAAACACAUCUCGUGUUCUUCAUCCCCCGCCAUGUACAGCACUGUCGUCCUCGACAACGGCGAAUGUCUGCUCUCUCAGUUGCCGUCGGACAAGUGGGGUUCGGCCAGGCAGGUGGUCGCCACGGGCACUCACUUUCUGGCGCUGCUCGAGGACGGCUGGGUCGUGCAGCGGGACCACAGGCUCGGCGGCCUUCCCAGCACCGAGCACCAGGUCCUCCCGCCACACCACUCCAUCAUCGCCAUUGCCGCCAACGAACUCUACAGCGCUGCGCUCUCGGACACGGGCGAGCUUUACACGUGGGGCAUAGGGCCGCUGGGGCACAAGGGAGCGAGCAAUCCGAUCAAGCCCAAGCCUGAGAAGGUGCUUGGCGCGCUCGAGAACAAGCGCGUCAUCUCCGUGGCCUGCGGGCGGGAACACAUGGCCUGCGUCACUGACGCGGGUGAACUCUACACUUGGGGCUCUGCGACGCGCAACCAGCUCGGGCACGGGGAGGUGGGCGCUAAGCUGGCGGAGCCGCAGCGGGUGCAGGCCCUGGCCGGCAAGAAGAUCGUGGCGUGCAGCUGCGGCGACUACUUCUCCGCGUGCGUCUCCGACACCGGCGUGCUCUACACCUGGGGCGACGGCUCGACCGGUGCGCUGGGACACGGUGAGAUGACGAACGAGCCCUCGCCGCGGCUGGUGGAGGCCUUCAAGAACAAGACAGUGAAGAGCGUGGUGUGCGGCGCCUGCCAUACGGUGUGCAUCGUGCUGGCGGGCAUCAAUCAGAACCAGUCCCUGCUCAUGGCCGACCUCGGGCGCAUAUGCGAGGCCGAGGAGCUGAAAGGCGGACACACUUUGGGUGCGUACCAUCGCAUGUUGUGU
Acanthamoeba castellanii str. Neff is the source of this 1074-nucleotide messenger RNA. RefSeq names its product regulator of chromosome condensation (RCC1) repeat domain containing protein. The annotation marks the transcript as partial. The transcript is spliced from 8 exons. The record is from RefSeq and is a predicted model, not a curated record. Lineage: Eukaryota; Discosea; Longamoebia; Acanthamoebidae.